This is a messenger RNA of Suillus bovinus, 276 nucleotides long. RefSeq lists its product as uncharacterized. NCBI's taxonomy places the organism in Eukaryota, Fungi, Basidiomycota, Agaricomycetes, Boletales, Suillaceae. The transcript has a single exon. The record is from RefSeq and is a predicted model, not a curated record. The annotation marks the transcript as partial.
UUUGGUGGCAUUGCACUCAUCUUGUCUGGAGAUUUCUUUCAAUAUCCCCCUGUUGGUGGUAGUGCUCUAUACACACAUAUAUCAUGUUAUGCAGGCCAAAUGGAUGACGAGGUACAAAAGCGCCUGGGCCACCUCGCAUGGAAGACAAUCAACACUAUAGUGACCCUCACAGAGCAGCAAUGUAUGAAGGCAGAUCCUGCAUACGGCCAAGCUGUUAGCCCCCUCAGAGUAAGAGAAUGUACAUACAAUGAUGUGGAGUUAUUCAACAGUCGGGUC